AUGUCUUCAAUUUUAGAAUCUGCUAAAGGUAUUAUUAAAGAAGCAAGGGAGUUGGCUUAUUUAGGGAAAUAUCCGGAAGCCAUAAUGAAAUUCAAAUCAUAAAUUGAUACAUUAAGCCAAUAAUUAGAGAAAAAUAAAGGAGAUGAGUUGCUUUAUCAAGAAUGGAGCAAACUUGUGACUGAUAUAAAAGAAGAAUUGGAUCUAACUCAAAUUUUAUUUGAUUUUACGAAAGGCAAUUCCAAUAGUAAUUUUGAAUUAAAUAAGAUAGCAUAGUAAUAACCAUCGCCUUAAAAGCCUAGAGUAGUUUAAGAGUGCCCAGAAUUUCAAGAAGACAACAGACAGCCUCGAUUGCCAUUCAAUUAAAUUCCAUUUCAACAUCAUCAUAGAGAAAACACAUCCCCAAGAUCUAAAGCAAAUUAAUUUUAAAUAUCACCUCCAAAAUAGAAAGCAUAGGAUCCAGAUGAGAUUUUCUUUGGUGGAUUAAGAGGAGGCAAUGAUGGAAAGAAGCCUAAUAGUAAUAAUAAUAAUAAUAAUGGUAAUAACUUAAAUUAGAAUCCAAGCAAUUAUUUCAAUAACAAUAGUAAUAAUAAUAAUAAUAAUAACAAUAAUAACUAUAAUAAGCGACAAACAAAUAAUAAUCCUCCUCCUAAAGAUCCUGAUGUUUGGGAUCCCCCAUCAAAAAAGGUUGACAAACCAAAAUAAUCUCAAAAAGAUCAAAAAUCAAAUAAUAUAUUUAAACCAUAAGCGCAACCACAACCCCAACCAAAAAGUAAUCAAAGAAGAGAGUACGAUAAACCUUGGAAAAAUAAUGCUGUAGGAGAAAAGAAACCUACUGAGGGAUAAAGAAAAACAUUCCAUGACCAUGUUUAUCCAGAUGGAAGAGGCCCUGAUAGUGAUUUAAUUCAAAUGAUUGAAAGAGAAGUCCUAGAUCUAACUCCAAAUGUCUCAUUUGAAUAAAUAGCAGAGCUGGAGUUAGCUAAGGAUACUCUAUAAGAAGCUGUCUUACUUCCAAUAUUUAUGCCCCAAAUAUUCACAGGAAUUAGAAGACCAUGCAAGGGGGUAUUGUUGUUUGGUCCUCCAGGAACAGGAAAGACAAUGCUUGCCAAAGCUGUUGCAACAACUGGUAAAACAACAUUCUUCAAUGUUUCUGCCUGUACUUUAGCAAGUAAAUGGAAAGGAGAAUCUGAGAAAUUAGUUAGACUUUUGUUUGAAAUGGCUAAGUUUUAUGCCCCAAGUACGAUAUUCUUUGAUGAAAUUGAUGCAUUAGGCUCUAAAAGAGGAGAUAAUGAUGGUGAUUCAGCUAGAAAAGUCAAAACUUAAAUGCUGAUUGAAAUGGAUGGAGUGUCAGGUGCUGCAACUUCAGGAGAAGAAAGAAAAACAGUAAUGUGUUUAGCAGCUACAAAUCGUCCAUGGGAUCUCGACGAGGCUCUUAUUAGAAGACUUGAAAGAAGAAUAUAUAUUCCUUUGCCAAGUGAUACAGGUAGAAAACUGCUUUUUGAAAUAAACUUGAACUCCCUAAAAUUGUCACCAAACAUUAUUUGGGAUUAAUUAGUUAAAAAAUGCGAUGGUUAUUCAGGAGCAGAUAUAGCCAAUGUUUGUAGAGAAGCGUCGAUGUUGCCAAUGAGAAGAAAAUUAAAGGAAGAGGGAGGAUUCUAAAAAUUACAAUAAAAAUAUGAAGAUAUUUCAAAUGUUCCUUUGGAAUAGAAAGAUUUUGAUGAAGCAUUGAAGAUUGUUAAUAAAUCUGUUUCAACAGAAUACCUAAAGGAAUAUGAAAAUUGGAUGAAAGACUUUGGUGCUGGUUGA
Molecule: messenger RNA, 1803 nt
Organism: Paramecium tetraurelia
Lineage: Eukaryota; Ciliophora; Oligohymenophorea; Peniculida; Parameciidae
Exons: 5
Biological process (GO): microtubule severing
Cellular component (GO): microtubule cytoskeleton
Molecular function (GO): microtubule binding; ATP hydrolysis activity; ATP binding
Source: RefSeq, a predicted model, not a curated record